UAAAAGCCCUGGCCUUUCUGGGGAAUGGCAUCAGUCAACGCACUUCCUCCAAUCUUUGAGAACGUUCGUCCAACACAAACCCAAAACAAAUAUCAACAUGAAGUUCCUCAUCUGCUUGGCUCUCUUCAUCGCCGCCGCCCAGGCUCAUGUUGUGGCUCCCGCUGUGGCCACCUAUGCGGCUGCUCCGGCCCUGACCUACGCCGCAGCCCCAGGCCUGGCCUAUGCCGCUCCGGUGACCACCUACUCCGCCGCCUAUCCACGUGCCUACUCCGCCUACGCUCCUUCGGUCUACUCCUCCGCAUAUCUGGGAUCGCCCUCAGUCUAUUCGGCCUACGCCGCACCCGUCACCACCUAUGCCGCUGGCCCCGCUGUGGUCUCCACCUUGCUGAAGAAGUAAGCGCUUUGGAUCGAUCAAAUGAAAUGGAAUUAUGCCAAGGAUUUGUGAAAUUAAAUGAAGUUGAAAGCUAACCCAUAAA
Molecule: messenger RNA, 476 nt
Organism: Drosophila miranda
Lineage: Eukaryota; Metazoa; Arthropoda; Insecta; Diptera; Drosophilidae
Product: cuticle protein 16.5
Exons: 2
Coding region: 98-397 (99 amino acids)
Source: RefSeq, a predicted model, not a curated record